Molecule: messenger RNA, 1586 nt
Organism: Ziziphus jujuba (common jujube)
Lineage: Eukaryota; Viridiplantae; Streptophyta; Magnoliopsida; Rosales; Rhamnaceae
Product: RNA-binding protein 1
Exons: 2
Coding region: 338-1372 (344 amino acids)
Molecular function (GO): RNA binding
Source: RefSeq, a predicted model, not a curated record
GGCUGAGGGAGGUUGGGUUAUAUCAUUCGCAAAGUGCAGGGUAAAAACUUCCCAACUUCUUUUCAGGACUUAACAGCUCAGAGUCAGAGUCAGAGAGGUCUACUCAAAAUCAAACACUUAUUCACUAAAAUUCCGUCUUCCUACUUCUUUGACCUCUGCAGCAGAACGCAGUUUCUCCAGGAAACUUGGGUUCUUCGCUAGAAUUAGGGGUUUAGGGUUUCGCUAGAAUUGGGGUUUAGGGUUUCUGUUCUGCGCUGGUGGGGUUAGGGCUUUUUUUUUUUUUUUUUUUUUUUUUUGGUUUUGAUUUUAGGGGUUAAUUGUUUUGGAAUUUUGAGGUAUGGACCGUGAUCAAGCAAAGCUCUUCGUUGGUGGUAUCUCGCGGGAUACGAGUGAAGAUACGCUGAAAGACCACUUCGACAAGUAUGGCGCCGUUAUGGGUUCCGUGGUUGCCAAGGAUAAGACCACCAAGAAUCCUAGAGGCUUUGGGUUCGUUUGGUUCUCUGAUCCUUCUUCUGCUGAUAAAGCUCUGACCGAUACGCAUGUCAUUGGAGGAAGAACGGUAGAAGUGAAAAAGGCAAUACCCAGGAAUGAACAAUCCAAAAACCAACAACUGAGUAAUGGGAUGAGUAUGAGUGACAAUAACAGCAAUCAGAUUAGGACUAGGAAGAUUUUUGUAGGAGGUUUACCUACUGAUCUAACUGAAGAAGAUUUUAAGAAUUACUUUGAGCGUUUUGGUAGGGUAACAGAUGUAGUGGUGAUGCAUGAUAGCAUGACCCACCGGCCUAGAGGUUUUGGUUUUAUCACUUAUGAUUUAGAGGAUUCUGUUGAGAAUGUUAUGCAGAAUAGUUUUCAUGAGUUGAAUGGUAGGCUUGUUGAGGUAAAGAGGGCUGUGCCAAAAGAGGAAAAUAAUUGGAAUGGGAAUGGUUAUUACGUGAGAAAUGGGGGUGGAAGAGGAUCUUCUGGUAAUGUUUAUCCUCCUGGUAAUUACUCGCCUUAUGGUCCUAGAUAUGCUCCUAAUCAUGCACCAGCACCGUAUUUUGUUUACAAUGGUUAUGGGAGUUUUUACAAUGGAACGGGUGUUUAUAAUGGUUGGUAUCCUGGAUUUGAUUAUGGGGUUGCUCCAAUUGCUAAUGGGUAUGGCCGGGGUAAUGGCGUUAGGGCAGGCUUGUUUCCUUAUGGCAAUACUUCUGUCUAUCCAGCCUACAUGAAUGGUGAUGUUUCAGCUAUUGAUUUGGCAGCAGUUGCAUGGCCUGGAGUUAAUGUGAAAGUAAAUCAGGUUUUCCUUGGCAUUGGACGUUCACUACAUUCUACUGAAGGCGGAAAGCAGGAGGCUAAUCCUUUGAGUGAUGCUGCUUCUAGCAAACAGGACUAAAAUGGGAUAAUUUAAUUUUAAGCGUAAAUUCUCACACUGAUGGAGUUAGGGCUAGCUAAUUGUCACUGCUCAGAUGUUUAUUUAUUUAUUUUUAAUUUAGAUUUAUGUUUUAUAAAGAUGCUGUUGGUUGCUUUUUAAUGAAUUUGUAAGUACAGGAAUUAAGACUACUGUAAUAUAAUUCCACUCACAUUCAGUAAAGGCAGCUCUUUUUCAA